Molecule: messenger RNA, 2067 nt
Organism: Diceros bicornis minor
Lineage: Eukaryota; Metazoa; Chordata; Mammalia; Perissodactyla; Rhinocerotidae
Gene: TMA16
Product: translation machinery associated 16 homolog
Exons: 8
Coding region: 150-770 (206 amino acids)
Cellular component (GO): nucleus
Source: RefSeq, a predicted model, not a curated record
CAGCGUCUCCGGCCCCACGUGUGUUUGGGCUGGAGCCGCCCGCUGAGUUGCUGCCGCGGCUGGUGUUGAGGUUGCCGGAGCUCGGAGGUUCCCCGGGGCCGCGAGGACGUCGCCAUGGUAUUUCUGCUGAAGUGGAAUUGCUGGAUCAUAUGCCUAAAGCACCAAAGGGAAAAAGUGUAGGACGGGAAAAAAAAGUCAUCCAUCCGUAUAGUAGAAAAGCAGCUCAAAUUACGAGAGAAGCUCACAAACAAGAGAAAAAGGAAAAGCUGAAGAAUGAAAAGGCCUUGCGUCUCAACUUUAUCGGUGAAAAACUGCAGUGGUUUCAAAAUCAUCUUGAUCCCAAAAAAGUAGUAUAUUCGAAGAAAGAUGCUUGUGAAUUAAUUGAAAGGUAUUUAAAUCGAUUCAGCAGUGAGCUGGAGCAGAUUGAAUUACAUAACAGCAUCAAAGACAGGCAGGGAAGGCGGCACUGUUCCCGGGAGACAGUCAUCAAGCAGACAAUGGAGCGUGAGCGGCAGCAGUAUGAAGGAUAUGGCCUUGAGAUUCCAGACAUUGUAAAUGCAGGUAAUCUGAAAACUUUUAGGGAAUGGGAUUUUGAUCUGAAGAAAUUGCCAAACAUUAAAAUGAGAAAAAUUUGUGCUAAUGAUGCACUUCCCAAGAAGUGCAAGAAGAAAACUAUUAUUACAACUGUAGACAAAGAUUUAGGGGAAUUGGAACUAAAAGAUGACUCGGACUCAGAUGACUUGGAUCAGGAAAUGACGGCAGUAGCCUAAUUCUCCUCUACUUGACUUGAAAAUAAUGUGAGAAGGCUUCGGGUUACACCUGAAUUGAUUAUAGUAAAUGAUUGUCUGGAUACAAGAAUUUGCUGUUUCACUUAUUCUCUGACAUGAUGAGAACAGCUUUUGCAGUUUCAAAAACAGUAUUAUGAUUUUAUUUAGAAAUGACUCUUUGGGGGCCGGCCCCGUGGCUGAGUGGUUAAAGUUCCACACACUCCGCUUUGGUGGCCCGGGUUCUUGGGUUCGUAUCCUGGGUGCGGACCUACUCCACUCAUCAGCCAUGCUGUGGAGCCAUCCCAAAUACAAAAUAGAGGAAGAUUGUCACAGGUGUUAGCUCAGGGCUAAUCUUCCUCAAGCAAAAAAAGAAGACUGCGAAUGAUGUUAGCUCAGGGCCAAUUUUCCUCACCAAUAAAAAAAAAAAUUAUUGUUUGUUUUCAUUUACAUUAAGUUGCUAAAAUAGAUACAGUGAAAUAAAAUAAAAUAGUCAUCUUUAAAAUUGAUUUAAUCCGAAUUACCGGGGCAGAGGGAGCAAUAUGAGUGAGGACAAAAAAUAUUUUAAUUUUUUCCCUCGUGUUUAUUUAGGAUCACCUAAUCUCACAUUUUGGGGCAUGAACAGCAACCUGCUUUCUAAAAGGGUCCUAUGUAUGGAUACUUCUUGAGCAGUGAUGAUAGCAAAAUUGUCUUCCAGUAAUAAUAUUAUUUCAGUAAUCUUACUCUUAAACCUAUUUCCUUUCCUUAUAAAAUAGGGAAAUGUGAUAUAGAAUUCAUAUACACUGAUGGAUUGUACAUUAUUUUUGUCUUUGAGCCAGAGUUAAAUGGUAACAAGAACAGUCACUGUUUUUUUUUUUUUUAUGUUGAUCUCCCACGCUUAAUCUGUUAUCUUUUGAUAGGGAUCAAUGAUUUUAGGUUCUUUUUGGUUGCAUAUUCUUUUCUACUUUCUCAUUGUGCAGAGUGAUAGGUUUUACUUGUGGAAACAGAACUAAAGAUUAGUUAGCCAGUUAUUUCAAUUGUGUUAUUCUUUCUUCUAAGAGAUGGGUUAAAUGACAUCUAUCAUGAAAAACAUGAAUGUGGUAGAAUGUUGUUCUUCACAGAACUUGUUAAAUGCAAGUGUCUUUUAGUCUAUUUUGUAAAGGAUGCAUUGCAAGUAUAUUUGAGUAUUUUCCAGAAAAGAAAAACAAAACGUUAGUGCUGUGUAAGGUUAACUAGAUAUCAACUAAGUCCUAACAGUUUAUUUAAAGUGUUACAGCUUUUUUACUUCUGAAAAUUGAAAAUAAAAUGUAUUUUCAUAAUUUUA